GAGAAAGAGAGAGAGAGCGAAAAAGAGACAACUGCAUUCACCCCACCACCAAAAUGGCAGCUCCCAUGGAGAUCCAAGCCUCAGUGCUCCACGCUGCAAAAGACCUCCGCGUGGAAACCCGCACCCUCUCCCCUCCCGCCCCGCACGAAGUUCAAAUCCGCAUCGCAUCCACCGGCCUCUGCGGUAGCGACCUGCACUACUACACACACUUCCGCAACGGCGACAUUCUAGUGCGCGAACCCCUCUCGCUCGGCCACGAAUCAGCGGGAAUCAUCGCCGCCGUGGGCUCAGCCAUUCCUCCCUCGCAAUUCCAAGCAGGGGACAAAGUCGCCGUGGAAGUCGGAUUACCGUGCGAGCAAUGUCAACGGUGUCAGGAGGGGAGAUAUAACAUUUGUCCCGACGUGAAAUUCCGCAGUAGUGGAAAGGCGUUUCCGCAUUUUCAGGGGACGUUGCAGUCGAGGAUUAAUCAUCCCGCGAAAUGGGUGUAUAAAUUGCCCGAGGAAAUGGACGUGGAUGUGGGAGCGUUAUUGGAGCCGUUGGGGGUGGCGUUGCAUGCGUAUCGGAGAAGUCUGAUGCCCAAGGAGGAUGCGACGGUGGUGGUGUUUGGGGCCGGGGCGGUGGGCUUGUUGUGUGCGGCAGUGGCCAAGUUGAAAGGCGCGAAGAAGGUCGUGAUUGCGGAUAUUGAUGCCGGGCGGCUCGAGUUUGCGGUACAGAAUGGGUUUGCGCAUCAGAGCUAUACGGUUCCGAUGCGGCGGGGGAAGGAUAUCGAGGAGAGCUUGCAGAUUGCAAAGGAGACUGCUGCAGAGGUGGGAAGGGUGGAUAGCAUUGGUGAGGUGGAUGUCGUUUUUGAGUGCACAGGAGUUCCUUCGUGUGUGCAAGCCGGCAUAUAUUCGACCAAGCCAGGUGGUCGCCUCAUGUUGGUAGGCAUGGGCCAUCCCAUUCAAACACUGCCCUUGGGUGCCGCUGCACUGCGAGAGGUGGAUAUUGUGGGUGUGUUCCGAUAUGCCAACACGUACAAAGAAAGCAUCGACAUCGUGCUACAAGCUUCGAAAUCGGCGGCGGGUCCGGACUUUUCGAAAUUGAUUACCCAUCGCUUUGCCGGCUUUCAAGAAGCGGUCAAGGCCUUUGACAUGGCCGGUAAGACGAAGGAUGCUGAUGGUAAAUUGGUAUUGAAGGUCAUUAUUGAUAGCAGUGCGGAUGUCAACGACACCGCUCGGCUAUAGAAAGAUGAAAGCUUUUUUACUUUUGAUGUACCUUAAUCGGAUGUUUCAUGCCGUCAUCAGGGUCAUUUCCAGUCCUUGUCUAUAGGUACAUGUACCUGUACAUUGCAUCCAC
Molecule: messenger RNA, 1335 nt
Organism: Sphaerulina musiva SO2202
Lineage: Eukaryota; Fungi; Ascomycota; Dothideomycetes; Mycosphaerellales; Mycosphaerellaceae
Product: GroES-like protein
Exons: 3
Coding region: 54-1223 (389 amino acids)
Biological process (GO): D-sorbitol catabolic process
Molecular function (GO): L-iditol 2-dehydrogenase (NAD+) activity; zinc ion binding
Source: RefSeq, a predicted model, not a curated record